AGACCUUCAUUAAUUACAAUUAUCUAACAGAGACAGAGCAAGUUUUCCGCUUUCACUCUCUAGGGAACAAGGGUUUUGUUUCUCUUCUGGGUCUUGUCUUGUCGUCUCCUGUUAUCCCCACUCGGCGCGUAGACUCGCUUUGACUCAGCCACACUCAGUGUGGACGAAUCUUUGAAAGGCUGAUACUUCCAUGGAUAUUCAUGAGCAUGGAGUUUGGGUAAACAAGAAGAGAAGGCGGGUUCAAUGCAAACACUGUGGAAAAGAAAUGUCUGGCUUGCAACAUCUGAAAUGUCACUUGGCUGGUGUAGGUCCAGAUGUGACUCCCUGUGAACAUGUUACAUCUACUGUUAGAGAGUGGUUUCGAGGAGAUGUGGUUACAAUGGAGAAAGCUAAUGCUCAUAAGCAUCAAGGAAGCCAAGAUUCACCCGGAGGAAGUGUCUCUCCUACAGCUGUGGAGGCUAACCAAAUGGUUUUGUUGCCAAACAAGUCCCAAGAGUGGAUUGGUCAGUGCUCUUCCUAUGCAAGCUUUUUCGAUUUUUCAGCUGUGGAUUCAUCAGGCUUUAGAGAGAUGAUGAUGAUGACUGCAAGUGAUGGUACUCUUCCUGAUUCCCAUGAUUUAAAAGGAUGGAUGCUUCAGGAAGCGUUGGGAGAAGUGGAAGAGUAUGUGAAGAAGAUCAAAGAUUCAUGGGCGGUCACAGGUUGCAGCAUCUUGUUGGAAGCUUGGGUUGACAGUAGAGGCCGUGAUCUUGUUACUUUCCUUGCGGACUGUCCGGCUGGUCCGGUGUAUCUAACAUCUUUAGAUGUCUCUGACAUAAAACACGAGAUCAACGCUUUGAUAUCUCUAGUGGAUGGGCUUGUUGAUGAAGUUGGAGUGCAGAACGUGGUCCAGAUUGUUGCAUGCUCAGCUUCUGGUUGGGUUGGUGAAUUAGGAGAGUCUUAUGCGAGUAACAAGAAGGGAGCGUUCUGGUCUGUGAGUGUAUCUCACUGCUUUGAGCUUAUGUUGUUGAAGAUUGGAGAGAUAGAUUCACUUGGAUACAUUGUUGACGCUGUCAAUGUGAUUACAGAUUUCAUCAACAACAAUCCAUUGGUUUUGAAGCUUGUCAGAGAUCAAGAUCACAGUCUCUCAAUAGACAUGACUGCCUCCUCAGAGUUUGAGUUUUUCUUGCCGUACUUAACUCUAGAGAGUAUUUUCAGGGUCAAGAACGAAUUGGCAGCCAUGUUUCUUUUAUCUGAUUGUAACAACGAAGAAGACAUAAGAGUCUCCAAGUUGGUGAAUGAUACAACUUUCUGGAAAGCUGUUGACAAAGUUCUGAAAUGCACAUCUCCUCUGAUUCACGGUCUACUCUGGUUCUCUAAGCCCAACAAUCAGCAUGUUGGGAAUAUCUAUGAAACUAUGGAUGUCAUAAAGGAGAUAAUCGCCAGGGAAUUCAAUAACAAGGAAUCAUGUUAUGAGCCGUUGUGGGAUGUGAUUGAUGAUGUCUGGAACAAGCACCUUCACAGUCCUCUUCAUGCUGCUGGUUACUUCCUGAACCCGGCUACUUUCUACUCGGAUGAUUUCCAUCUUGAUUCAGAAGUAGCCUCCGGUCUUUGCGCUUCUCUGGUUCAUGUAGUAAAAGAAAGUGACAUUCAAGUUAAAGUUGCUACUCAGCUUGACAUAUACAGAGUUGGUGAUGACUGUUUUAACGAGGCCAGUCAAGCUGAUCAGAUCACUGGAAUCACUCCAGCUGAGUGGUGGGCUCAAAAGGCGAGCAAUCACCCAGAACUGCAGAGUUUCGCCAUUAAGAUUCUGAGCCAGACAUGUGAAGGUGCUUCAAGGUACAAACUACAGAGUAAAUUAGCAGAGAAGCUGGUGCUCACUGAAGGAAUGACCAGUUUUGAGCAAGAGCGGCUUGAAGAUUUGGCGUUUGUUCAUUACAAUCUUCAUCUCAAAAGCUGCAAAGCCAAACUAAGUGAAGAGCAGUGAAGAGAUUGUGCUGCAGGAUAGUUAUAUAUAUAUAGACUGGCAUGUUCAGCUUUUGUCUUUUUUUUUCUCAAGGUGCAAAUAACAGUUAUGUAGUUUGUAUGUUCAUGAAAUCCACUUUUUGAAUCA
Messenger RNA from Raphanus sativus (radish), 2089 nucleotides. RefSeq lists its product as uncharacterized. The transcript has 3 exons. The coding region runs from base 191 to 1963 and encodes 590 amino acids. Lineage: Eukaryota; Viridiplantae; Streptophyta; Magnoliopsida; Brassicales; Brassicaceae. The record is from RefSeq and is a predicted model, not a curated record. Gene Ontology annotation, molecular function: protein dimerization activity.